GUCUGGGGCCCGGUGCGCGCGAACGGCGGGCUCGGCGCUGCGUGGGACCCGGCGCCGGCUAUGGCGGUGUUCGUGGAGGUGCGGAGACGGCUGCAGAGCGCGCUGCUCAUCCUGGGCUCUCUCUUGUUGUCUCCUGGCCGUCACAAGAUGAGCUGCUUUGCUCUGCCACACGAUCCCUGCCAUUGAGUUCAGCCUCACCUUAGGCCUAAAGCACCAGGCCCAAGGGUCCCUUGGAUGGAAGCCUCUAAACCUCGAGCCAGAAGAAGGAAGCAUGCCCAUGGAUAUUUCCAUAACGCCCACCUUGCUGGGAGUGAGAACCCCCAAGGGCUGCAGGGAGAUCCAGCUGCCAGCAGAGGUCAGGCUUGUCCCGUCCUCCUGCCGCGGACUGCAGUAUGUCGCCAGAGAUGGCCUCCACCUGCGGCUGCAGGCGCGGGCAGAACCCAGCCCUCCCAAACUGACGCCGGUGUUUAACCAGUGCUCCCAAGCUGAGGAAUGUUAUACAUUUUAUUGCCAAUCCUGUGGUGAAGUUGUGAUAAGGGACAGGAAGCUCCUCAGGGCGCUCCCUCUGCCGAGUGAGAACUGGGGCUCCCUGGUCGGAGAGUGGUGCUGUCAUCCGGACCCCUUUGCCAACAAGCCCCUUCAUCCGCGAGAAAAUGACUACUUUACUGGGGACUCUUUCUUCCUGGUGAAUUUACAAAGCCAUUUGGGGCAGGAACCAAAAGCAAAUACCAAAGUAAUCUGUAAGCGUUGCAAAGUAAUGUUGGGAGAGAGCAUAUCAUCAGAAACGACUAAGUUUUAUAUGACAGAAAUAAUUAUUCAGCCAUCUGAAAGAAGUUUCCCCAUCAUACCAAGGUCCCAGUUUGUCCAGAGUGUUACUGCCCAGUGUCUGGCGGAACUGUCCUCUGCUAGAAGCACUUUCAGAUUCACCAUUCAAGGUCAGGACGGUAAAGUGUACAUCUUGCUCUGGAUUUUAAACUCAGACAGUUUCGUGAUUGAAUCUCUAAGAAGUUCCAAAUGCGUUACCAAGUUCCCCCUGUUGGAGGACACAGGGGGAGCCGACUCCAGCUCUGGCACGAGUGCCGUCAAAGUUCUCUACCUGCCCUGCAUCCAGAGCAGGAAUGAAGAGCUUGCUAGCUUGUGGGAAAGAGACAUCAGCGUCCACAGUUUCACCUUGCCCUCUGCCACUUGCCUGGAGCUGCUACUGAUCCUCUCGAGGAGCAAUGCCUCUCUGCCCCUGUCCCUGCGCCACAUGAACUCCUUUCAGGUGGCCUUUUUGAAGAUGUAACUGUGGGAGCCGAGGCCUGUGCAUCCCCCAGCAGACAGCUCUCCGGCAUGGAGCAAGGUGGAGGGUAGCCUUCAGCACAGAGGGCAUCACCAGCCAAGACAAAAGCCAGAGCCGCCCUGCGGGGUGAAGUACUGAAGCUUUGAGAGUACUUGUUUGCAUAUAUUCCUUCAGAGAAGAGUUGACCUUAGGUCUCUGAAAGCCCAAGGCUGUGAGGAAAGUUGCAGUAGGUUGUCCUCCGCAGGAUAAGUAUAGAGGUUUGCGUCUCGACUUCCCACAGAGAAGAAUAUUCAAAUCUAUGCUGUGUCAGCACCACCUGGAAGGGUAUUUGCUAAUGGAAACCCAUCUGUCCUGUGUGGAACUUCAUUGAGGAACUGAGUGCUAAGUGCUUUAAAAUCUAGGACAUAAACUUUUUUAAGAGUCUCGGGUUUGUUCCAAACAAAUUUAACAGAUAAAAGUAAAGAAGUGUUUGUGUCUUACUUAGAGGAGAUGCUCUGUGGAUUUGCUGAGUGAGUGAUUAUCCCAUUAAAGGUUUCUCGAGGCCGCAAA
Jaculus jaculus (lesser Egyptian jerboa) is the source of this 1831-nucleotide messenger RNA. RefSeq names its product ubiquitin protein ligase E3D (gene Ube3d). The transcript has 11 exons. NCBI's taxonomy places the organism in Eukaryota, Metazoa, Chordata, Mammalia, Rodentia, Dipodidae. Gene Ontology annotation, biological process: proteasome-mediated ubiquitin-dependent protein catabolic process; protein autoubiquitination; protein polyubiquitination. Gene Ontology annotation, cellular component: ubiquitin ligase complex; cytosol; nucleus. Gene Ontology annotation, molecular function: ubiquitin conjugating enzyme binding; cyclin binding; ubiquitin protein ligase activity. The record is from RefSeq and is a predicted model, not a curated record. Bases 272 to 1285 code for a protein of 337 amino acids.